Ambispora gerdemannii is the source of this 1155-nucleotide messenger RNA. The record is from the annotation of a GenBank genome assembly. NCBI's taxonomy places the organism in Eukaryota, Fungi, Glomeromycota, Glomeromycetes, Archaeosporales, Ambisporaceae.
AUGGAAACAGGCUUGUUUGUAGCGUAUCUUGCCUUGUGUAGUAUGGCAGUGGGGCCAAUAUACUAUGGGUCAUUUGCCUCGAUAAAGUGGCCAAAGAAAAAGAAAUCCAAAAAAGGACCACAACCCCAUGAUUCAGAUUCCUCAGAUGAAGAGUCGAUCGAGUCGUUAUCCACCGAAGAUGCCUAUCUUUUCCCGUUUUUCGGUUCCAUAGUAUUAUUUUCACUGUAUCUUAUCUUCAAGUUAUUGGAUAAAGAUUACGUGAAUUAUCUGGUCAAUGCGUACUUCUCGUUUCUUGGGAUUAUUGCGUUGACUAGUUUGGGUGCUCACAUGGUACGAAAUUUCGUCGGGAUCAAAGCAGAUGCCUAUCGAUUCAUCCUGACUAAAAAAUCAAAAGUAACGAAAAUAGAAAUCUACAAAACAAGCUUUACCGUGAUACACAUUGGCGCGUUUCUCUUGUCGGUUCUACUCACUGCGUAUUAUAUCUUUACAAAAAACUGGAUUGCUUCAAAUCUGUUCGGUCUCGCUUUCGCGUUCAAUGGUAUAAAAAUGCUAUCGUUGGAUUCAUUCAAAACCGGGAUGAUCCUGUUGAGCGGUUUAUUUUUCUACGAUAUUUUCUGGGUGUUUGGCACGGAAGUGAUGGUCACGGUGGCAAAAAGUUUCGACGCACCCAUAAAAGUGGUAUGGCCAAAAAAAUUUUUUGGCUUGGAAUCGGAAGAAGCAUUACAAUUCACCAUGCUUGGAUUGGGUGAUAUUGUCGUUCCUGGAAUUUAUGUCGCACUCUGUUUAAGAUUUGACCACAACAUAUACUUGAAAAAGAAUCCAAACGCCGCUAAGCACUCUUCAUUCCCAACCACAUAUUUCAAUAGUUGUUUCGCGGCUUACCUCAUAGGUCUUAUAACCACUAUUGUCGUAAUGCACACUUUUAAAGCUGCCCAGCCUGCAUUAUUAUAUCUAUCCCCGGCCUGCAUUAUCUCUGUUUUAAUCACCGGCGCUAUAAAAGGAGAGCUCAAAGACGAUGAGAAUACCGAAGAAGAAGGAACCAAAGACAAAUCGGUGGCAGAUGCAGCAACUGAGGAAGAAUACGUGGAGGUGGAGUCAUUGGCUGGCGGCGCCAAAAAUCGGAAAAAUAAAAAGAGCACAAAAAAGAAUCAUUGA